Perkinsus marinus ATCC 50983 is the source of this 498-nucleotide messenger RNA. RefSeq names its product ubiquitin-conjugating enzyme, putative. Gene Ontology annotation, molecular function: ubiquitin conjugating enzyme activity. NCBI's taxonomy places the organism in Eukaryota, Perkinsozoa, Perkinsida, Perkinsidae. Gene Ontology annotation, biological process: proteasome-mediated ubiquitin-dependent protein catabolic process; protein polyubiquitination; DNA repair. The coding region runs from base 1 to 498 and encodes 165 amino acids. The transcript is spliced from 4 exons. The record is from RefSeq and is a predicted model, not a curated record.
AUGUCAACCGUCGCUCGUCGACGACUAAUACGGGACUUGAAGAAGCUCCAACAGGACCCUCCUAGUGGUGUUAGUGCAGCACCGACUACGGAUGAUAUCAUGAGAUGGACUGCAGUCAUGUUCGGGCCGGAAGAUACCCCAUGGGAAGGAGGUACAUUCCAACUGGAAGUCACAUUCAGUGAGGAAUUCCCGACCAAACCGCCUCGGGUGCGGUUUCUGAAUCCAAUGUUUCAUCCCAACAUCUACACCAACGGCGAGAUAUGUCUCGACAUUCUGCAGAACCAGUGGUCUCCUAUAUACGACAUAGCAGCCAUCCUAACGUCGGUUCAGUCAUUGCUAUGUGAUCCUAACCCCAACAGUCCAGCGAACAGCGAGGCAGCCCGAUUGUGGAGCGAGAACCGGCGAGAGUAUAACCUCAAGGUAGUGCAGUGUGUCGAGGAUUCUUGGGCGGUCGCUGAUGAGCUAACUAAGGAUAUGAGCGAUAUUGAUGACGAUUAG